AACCAUUCAUACAUGCCAAUAUCAUCAUCAUGUGUAUAACUAUAAAACCCAACCAACCAUUCCUUACAUUUUGCACACCACUACAUUCAAAUACAAAUCUAUCUUCUAUCUGCUAUCUCAUACAAGUUAAUUAACAAGAGAGGCAGAGUCUAGUCUGAUUUACAUACAUCGAUGGAGGGAAAGCCGCUUUCUGCAAACAUUAAUCGUGUUUAUGAAGACAUUGAACCGUCAGCUGAAUGGGAAAGAGAGGAAGCUUGUGACACUCUCCUCGUUUAUCUGCACGGAUUUAGAAAGGAGAAUCUGAGGAUUCAAGUAACGUCGUCUCGCAACAUAAGGGUGUUUGGUGAACGCGCACUUGGUCAUGACAACAAAUGGCAGCGUUUCCGAAUGGAAUUCCCCAUUCCCUUCAACUGCGAUACCAACGACAUCACUGCUAGAUUUGAGAACGGCAUUCUCUACGUUAAGCUUCCAAAGACUAUUGCUCCCGCAGUAGUUGAAUCGAGGGCCAAACCACAAAAGCCACCCACCACCACAGAAGCUCCUAGGCCACCCGCCACGGGAGCUCCAAAGCCACCCAAAGAAGCUCCCAAGCCACCAGCUGUGGAAGCUCCCAAGCCACCCAAAGAAGCUCCCAAGUCACCCACCACAGCAACACCUAAGCCUCAAAAGCCCGCACCCACCACAGAAGCGCCUAAGCCUCAAAAGCCCAUAAGCACAAGUGAUCUGCCACAGCCUCAACAGAGGACUGAUGCUAAUCAAGAACAGAACAAGAAAAGCGAUGGUGGAUCACAUUACGUGCCUGAGGUGCCUCCGCGGGCACCGGAGAAAGAGAAGGAACCAAUUCAUCAUCCAAGUACGGUGAAGAAGAGUACUGAUAGCCAUGCGUUAGCAGAGGCUAGCAAUGCUGCUGCUAAAAAACUUGAAGAUAAUCGGGCGAAAAAGGUUGAGGAGGAUUCGACAAAGGAGGAGUAUAAAAGGGCAAUAUUCGGGCACGAGAACACCGCUGGGGGUGUUGAUAGGUGCUAUAGAGCACAAGGUUAUAACUAUAAGCAGGUGCUUCAAGGCUUGAUCAUGGAGCUGAAGCAGCAGCCAAGGAAAUUGGUAAACUUGGGUCUGGCAUUUUUAUUUAUUCUGGUACUUGGGUUUUAUGUCAAACACGCAAUCACUUUCGUUCGGGAAUUCAAACGCGAAGAACUCUAAAUCUGUAACAGCGUCUUGUGUAUAGAAGCCGUUCUAACCGUUGAAUAAAAUGCAUAUACUAAAUGCAUGAAUUGAAUAAAAUGGCUUAACAAUUUGGAGGGCUAUAUAUGCCCAAUUGGUUUACUUACAA
Messenger RNA from Malus domestica (apple), 1330 nucleotides. Its product is annotated as inactive protein RESTRICTED TEV MOVEMENT 2-like. The record is from RefSeq and is a predicted model, not a curated record. NCBI's taxonomy places the organism in Eukaryota, Viridiplantae, Streptophyta, Magnoliopsida, Rosales, Rosaceae.